This is a messenger RNA of Striga asiatica, 936 nucleotides long. The record is from the annotation of a GenBank genome assembly. Lineage: Eukaryota; Viridiplantae; Streptophyta; Magnoliopsida; Lamiales; Orobanchaceae.
CUUACUUCAAUACACCCACAUUGAUCCAAACCCAUUCAUUUAAAGCCCAAUAUAGGCCCACCCAAACUGUCCAAUUUUCUCAUCAUUUCAUUUCAUCUUCAGCUUGCUCAACUGACAUCUCUCUCUAAAUCGAGCGACGACAGAUCAGUUCCAGUUCAGACUUUAGUCGUAUUAGUUGAAGAUGGCUAAAAUAGACACCGAGGAUCUUAGGAAAUUUGAGGAUGAAGAGACUCCUGUUAUGAAAACUCUAAAGGGGGCAGUCACGGGACUAGCAGCUGGCACUCUCUGGGGUACGAUUGUCGCCACCUGGCACGACGUGCCUCGUGUUGAGAGAAGAAUCGCACUUCCUGGUUUAAUCCGGACUCUGAAGAUGAUGGGUAAUCAUGGAGUCACAUUUGCUGCCAUAGGUGGGGUCUACAUUGGGGUCGAGCAGAUAGUGCAGAAAUUCAGGAUGAAAAGAGACUUUGUUAAUGGAGCUGUCGGUGGAUUUGUUGCUGGUGCAUCUAUUCUGGGUUUCAAAGGUAAAAGCAUAUCAACAGCCCUAUCUGCAGGAGCUGCACUUGCUGCAACAUCUGCUGCCAUUGAUAUCGGUGGUCAAACUACGAGAGUCGACACGGGCAAAGAAUACUAUCCUUAUACCCUCAAGAAAAGGCCUACUGUUGAGUAGCUCGGUUUUUGUUUGUGUUUAUUUCACUGUAAUCGUUUCGGAAGCUGUAAUGAACUUCUGGGUUGUACUUGAUGUUUAUCACUCUUUUUCAUUUUUGUUUCAUUUUUUUUUUCUUUUUCUUUUUUGCCCCAUUGCAGAUGGUGGGUGGAUUGCUUGAAUAAAUUUCAUGCACUUUUUCUAUUUAGGGUAUUCCAGAUGCUCUCUCUUUUCAUGCUUGAUGACUGUUAAAAGUUAAAACCUUUGGCAAAAAGGGAUUUUAUUUGCUUCUA